UUUGUAAUUUGCCCACCAUACAAUCUUUCUGAUCCGUAUAAUUUUAGCUCUCGUCAUCCCUUUAAAAACCUCUCCAUUGAAGAACUCAGUCAUCUUUAUUCCUUGAAACUUUUGGAUGAUCAAAUGACGAAACUAUCACAGGUGAACCAGAAAAACAGUGCACAAAGUGGUAGUGUUAAUAACAAUAUUUCUACAAGUAAUGAUGUUACUAAGGUGAAGAAGAGAACUAGGAGAAGUUUUCCAAGAGAUUCACCACCACAACGUAGCUCUAUUUAUCGAGGGGUCACUAGGCAUAGGUGGACAGGUCGAUAUGAAGCUCACCUGUGGGACAAGAAUUGCUGGAAUGAAUCACAAAACAAGAAAGGACGCCAAGUCUAUCUUGGUGCUUAUGAUGAUGAAGAAUCUGCAGCACAUGCUUAUGAUUUAGCAGCACUCAAAUACUGGGGUCAAGAUACCAUUCUUAACUUUCCGGUAUCAACAUACCAGAAGGAAUUAAAAGAAAUGGAGAAUCAAUCUAGAGAAGAGUAUAUUGGAUCAUUGAGAAGGAAAUCUAGUGGCUUCUCUCGCGGAGUUUCUAAAUAUAGAGGUGUUGCUAGACAUCACCAUAAUGGAAGAUGGGAAGCUCGCAUUGGCAGAGUUUUCGGCAACAAAUACCUCUAUCUUGGGACAUACGCUACACAAGAAGAAGCUGCCACAGCAUAUGAUAUGGCUGCUAUAGAGUAUCGAGGAUUAAACGCUGUGACCAACUUCGAUUUAAGUCGUUAUAUCAAAUGGCUAAAGCCAAACCAAACCAACCCUACCACCCCUAACUCUAAUAUAGACGCCACCACUGCCUCGACACUAGCAAGCCCUAGUCAUCAUCAACAACAUAACCCAAGUUUCUUCACCACCACCGACGACGACAACCGGCAGCCGCAAGGCACCUGCGUCGGCAUCCCUAGCGAAACCUUGCUGACUCAGCCAAGGCCGGGGAAUGCCACGUCAGCGUUAGGGCUUCUCCUUCAAUCUUCAAAGUUCAAAGAGAUGAUGGAGAUGACAUCGGCAGUAGUAGUUGAUCAAUGCCAGUUGACACCACCACCAUCGACGACGUCAGAACCAACACGAUACAGCUUCCCUGAAAACGUGGAAACGUACUUGGAAUGUCAAGAUUCGAGCAGUCUCGCCGAUGAAGAUAGGGAUAUCAUUUUUGGUGAGCUUAACUCAUUCAUGGCUCCAAUGUUUUCAUGCGACAUCGAUGCCUAGAGUAAAAAAAGAAAACCCCACAAGUUUAUAUUAGACAUGCAUUGACGAUGACAAUUGUUUUAUUUUUUCUUUUUGGAGUUUUCUUUAAUUUAUUAUUUAAUAUACAAAAGAACAACCAAUAAAGAUGUGUAGGUGCUUUGUGUAUUUUCAAGUGCAAAAUAUUAUUAUGUAUGUAUGAAGAAGGAGCGUGUUCUCAA
This is a messenger RNA of Gossypium raimondii (Peruvian cotton), 1439 nucleotides long. Its product is annotated as AP2-like ethylene-responsive transcription factor At1g16060. The record is from RefSeq and is a predicted model, not a curated record. Bases 124 to 1242 code for a protein of 372 amino acids. The transcript is spliced from 8 exons. Gene Ontology annotation, biological process: regulation of DNA-templated transcription. Gene Ontology annotation, molecular function: DNA binding; DNA-binding transcription factor activity. Lineage: Eukaryota; Viridiplantae; Streptophyta; Magnoliopsida; Malvales; Malvaceae.